AUGGCCGACAAGAAAGUGGUGCUGAAGCUGGACCUGCACGACAACAAGGACAAGCAGAAGGUGCUCAAGGCGGUCUCCACUCUCCACGGUAUCGACUCCAUCUCCGUGGACAUGAAGGAUUCCAAGCUGACGGUGAUCGGGCUGGUCGACCCCGUCGACGUCGUGGCCAGGCUGCGCAAGGUCGGCUCCGCCACCAUCGUCUCCGUCGGCCCGGCCAAGGAGGAGAAGAAGGGCGACAAGAAGGACGGCGACAAGAAGGAUGGCGACAAGAAGGACGGCGACAAGAAGCCGCCGCCGCCGGUCGUGUUGUACCCGCACCAGUGGUACCCGUACGCCGCCGCGCAGUACCACCCCCACCCGUACCCACCCCAGUACGCCGUCCACAGCGCCGAGGAGGACCCCAACUCCUGCGUCAUCUGUUGA
Molecule: messenger RNA, 423 nt
Organism: Miscanthus lutarioriparius
Lineage: Eukaryota; Viridiplantae; Streptophyta; Magnoliopsida; Poales; Poaceae
Source: the annotation of a GenBank genome assembly